Caenorhabditis elegans is the source of this 1128-nucleotide messenger RNA. It is a transcript of the gene T21C12.8, whose product is annotated as XK-related protein. Bases 75 to 1052 code for a protein of 325 amino acids. The transcript is spliced from 9 exons. NCBI's taxonomy places the organism in Eukaryota, Metazoa, Nematoda, Chromadorea, Rhabditida, Rhabditidae. The record is from RefSeq and is marked reviewed.
UUUGUUCGAUCAAUAAAUUUUCUAUUUAUUCAGUUUUCGAUUAUUUUUUCUGGUUUUCACUUCAAACUUCAAAGAUGAAAUCACUAAAUUACAUUGAAAUGCUUUCAAAUGGAGAUAUCAAAGCGCCGUGUCACCUGUUUUCGAUGGGCGCUGAUAUCUACGCUACGACGGUUCUCUUCCGCAGAGUCUCAAUUCGAAUGGGAUUGCUCACCGGCACAGUGAUGUGCUUGGUUUUUUAUAUUUAUCUCCGCCGUCUUCUGUCCUACGAGAGGCUCAUCCACAGCGCCGAACUGUUUCGCCAUAAUUGGUGUGUGGAGACGGAGGAAAAAGAGAAGCGUCUCAAAAUUGAUGUGAAAAAUCGGCUUUUCGAUACCUCAAUCGAUGGAAAUAUUGACGAAAAAGGGGCAGCUCUUCCCAAAUCUCAUAACACGACAAAUUCCGAUGGAGAUCCGGGCAGUGAACAAGAAUAUCUUGGUCUGUUGCCACGUGACAAGUUGGCCGCGUUCCACAACCCCAUUCGUAUGAGAAUUUGGCUUUAUGUUUUGCUCAUCUGCACUUCUCUCAUCGUCUGGUUGAUUUUGCUAGUGGAGAUGACGUCCUAUGCGACAGGAUUCAACACACGAUUCAUGUUCAGUCAUGAUAGUUUUGCAUUCUCGUGGAUGUAUGAGGUGUUGGGUGCACAUCGGACUCUGAUGGAUGUUGAAGACGAACGUCACAAAUGCAUUGGAAAGAUGAGUGAACUGAAAUCGGGGUUGUCGAGCGGUGUAAUGACAAUUAUCAAGAUUUUCGUGUACGAAAGAUCUCUGUCACCAAAUAUUGUGUCCACUUGCAUUCCUAUUCUUUCAAUGGCGAUUCUUUUUGAUUUGGGUGUUCAGGGACUGUUUUUCUGCCGGCUUAACCAUCGUGGAGAGACUCAAAAUGGAAAGCGAUAUGUCUACUUCUAUAGUGUUGGUAAGACGUUUUUCAUCACAUUUUUCGUGUUCUCCAUGUUUCUCCUGUUUGCAUCGCUUACCGAACAAUACGUUUACAAUGCGGAUAGACAUCGGGAUUAGGAUAAUAUUGAUUAACUCGAUUUUUGUGUUUUUUCUACUUGUUCGUUUGUUUUUAAAUAAUAAAUUAUGAAAGUUU